Molecule: messenger RNA, 237 nt
Organism: Entrophospora sp. SA101
Lineage: Eukaryota; Fungi; Glomeromycota; Glomeromycetes; Entrophosporales; Entrophosporaceae
Source: the annotation of a GenBank genome assembly
AUGUUCAAGAAAACAAUUAUAGGAAUGAUUCUCAGCGAUGGCUCGCUCGAACAAAUGGGUAAACAUGCUCGAUUGAGAAUAGAACAAAAAGACCAGAGAGCUCUCAUUUGGAUAAGAGAAGUGGUAAAACCACUUUUUGCUUAUGCAAUCGCAACCUUUACACUUCCCUAUUUCACUGAGCUUCGUAAGGAGUGCCGUAGAUGUCCAGCUGCCUCGGUGAUGCAUCUUAACCUUUUU